AUGUCUGGCCAAGACAUUUUUCCCGACCUCGAAAAGCACCAAUCAUAUCGCACCAAACGACGUGUCCUAUUCAUUGCCGCUUUAAUCUUGGUCGGCUAUGUAGCAACUACACGCAUCCUGGAGUAUUUAAUCAGAUUACUCAAUGGGUCCACGCCGAUUGCGUGGGAUCAGCAAGUCUCCUCGCUCUCGCGUCCUCCGCCCGCGCAUCUGAUCAAGACUAUCGAGCAACGUCGUUCGAACUAUCAAUCUAGCAGCGCUCUCCUAGGAAUAACAGCAAUCAUAAGCCUCGCAUUGCGAAAAGAGCGGGAGAGUAGGGCAGGCGGUCUGGAACUACUGUUACAGUUUCUGGUCAAAUAUCCCUUUGUCAAAGAAAUUAUCAUUUGGAAUGAUGACGUGACGAGUAGCGGCCUCAAUUUGAAUGGUGAGGAUUUGUUGUCGACGCUCAAGUCUACCGAUGAUGGCGCUCCCUUGCCAAUUCUGCGAGUGAUCAACUCACCAGGGCGUAUGGGCGAAAUGAGCAGGCAUAUGGCUUGCUCCCUAGCCAAAUUCGACACCUGCUACCAUACUGACGAAAACUUGCUGAAUCUCAAUUUGGAUACAUUGUACACCAAAUAUCUGGAAUCAGACGGCGAGUCAGAAGCAACGAUAGUUGAUCAUGCAUCACCGGAAGAAUACGUGGCAGAGUCAGCGUACAAUCUUUGGCAACCUGAUUACUCCCUCAAUGCUGGUAUAGUUAGCCAAUUAUCACGAGGGUCUUUGGCAGCCAAGCGCCUUUCGACUAGGUACUUUCAGCAGUUGACUACUGCGCUUCGAUCUCCUGAAGAAAGUGAUAUCUGGCUCAGCAUCCCGCCCUCAGUCUCAAGUGAUAUCCAAUUCUCAAUCUGGUCGAACCGACGCCCACUGAAACUGAUCACGCCUGUACAAUCCUCGCUCAUUACUGAUUCGCCCCCGACGAAGAUCGCUUAUUUGGAUCCCGAGUUUAUCGAUAAUGCCUAUGGAAGAUUGAAUCAGACUAUUCAAACCUCCGAUCCUUUUCUGGUGCCGAGCAUGUUUCCGCGGGCUUUACCUUCUCAUCAUUUGAAGCCGGAAUCGGAGAUUGGUCUAGCCUCAGCUUAUGAUGAUCGAUCAAUGUUAAUCACCAACCUGAACUUCUCGAGUGAAUGGCCACUGGCCGUUGAUGGCGAGCUCUCUACAUGCUGGAAAGACUUGUCAGGUACAGAGCAUGGGAGUUUUGUUGGGUUGAACUUUGUAAAAAACGUUCAAUUGAAACGAUUGACCUUCUUCGGGAAAGUUGAACCCGAAAACUGGAAACUUGAAUUGUUAUCGGCCAACGACCAAAAAUGGAUUUCCAAAUCAGUGGUUCCUAAAAUAAUUACACAUCAGGAACCACCUCUUACAAAAUUUGUGUAUGACACAACAUCCACACUUGUGAAAAAGGUCCGAUUGAUCAUUCCGCAAGGAAAAUCCAAUCUAAAUGGGAUCACCGUAUGUGGAUGGAUGAUCAAUGAAGACUGGGUUGUAUGA
Molecule: messenger RNA, 1524 nt
Organism: Puccinia triticina
Lineage: Eukaryota; Fungi; Basidiomycota; Pucciniomycetes; Pucciniales; Pucciniaceae
Exons: 9
Coding region: 1-1524 (507 amino acids)
Source: RefSeq, a predicted model, not a curated record